CGAUCUGGGAAAGUGCGCGAAGAGCAAGGCAAGGUUAGUUCUGAAGAGUGUGCUCUUCCAGUCUUCAAGAAGAAGCCACUCGUACCUUACGUGUCAGCACUGGAAUUGAAAGCCGAAAUUGAUCGAUUGGUGCCCAAAGGAGUUAUUUUCCCUGUUGAACACUCAGAAUGGGCCGCACCGGUAUUUGCUCUCAAGAAAAAGAACGGGAACUCCAUCUAUUGCCGACUUCAUGACCGGGUGAUGCAUUGCAGUUGCAUCAGCACCCAUUGCCCACAGCGGAGGGGUGUUCGCAAAACGCAACUCGACUUGGCCGAAGCGCACAUACAGGAGGAAGUCAAAGAAAUUCAAAGAAGAUGUUAA
Messenger RNA from Cylicostephanus goldi, 360 nucleotides. The record is from the annotation of a GenBank genome assembly. Lineage: Eukaryota; Metazoa; Nematoda; Chromadorea; Rhabditida; Strongylidae.